Messenger RNA from Lactuca virosa, 4489 nucleotides. The record is from the annotation of a GenBank genome assembly. Lineage: Eukaryota; Viridiplantae; Streptophyta; Magnoliopsida; Asterales; Asteraceae.
AUGGCUGGGAAAUCAAGCAGAGGGCGGAACAAGAAAGGGGCACAAAACGCCACGAAUGCUACUGAACAAGCGGUCUCAUCCAACGGUCAUUCUAAAGAUAACUUGAAUCCUGUGGACGAAACAAAGGUGGAAGCUAAUGGAGUCCCGGCUUCAGCUGAGAUACAAGCCACGCAGCCAGAGGUCAAUGAGUCGGACAAUGUAAAUUUGGAGAACCAGCCGAAGCAAGGUGACAUUCAUCUUUUCCCUGUUCCGGUGAAAACACAAUUUGGUGAAAAGCUUGAGCUACAGUUGAGUCCGAGUGAUUCUGUUAUGGAUGUGAGGCAGUUUCUUCUUGAUGCUCCAGAGACAUGUUUCUUUACUUGCUAUGACUUAUUACUGCACACUAAGGAUGGAUCGAGUCAUCAUUUGGAAGAUUAUCAUGAAAUUUCUGAAGUUGCUGACAUCACUGCAGGGGAUUGUUCUUUAGAGAUGAUUGCAGCCCUUUAUGACGAUAGAUCCAUCAGGGCUCAUGUCCACCGAACCCGAGAGUUGCUUUCUCUCUCAACACUGCACUCUUCAUUAUCAACAUCACUCGCAUUGCAACAUGAGAAUGCAACUGCAAAUUCAGGAGAUCCUACUGCAAAAACGGAGGUUUUAGAGCUUGAGAAUUUGGGGUUCAUGGAGGAUGUCUCUGGUUCGCUUUCAAAUUUGUUGUCAUCUCCUUCCAAAGAGAUCAAAUGCGUUGAAAGUAUUGUGUUUUCCUCAUUUAACCCUCCUCCAAGCUACAGAAGGCUUGUUGGAGACUUAAUUUAUCUGGAUGUUGUCACACUCGAAGGAAGCAAGUAUUGUAUAACUGGAACCACAACCACAUUUUAUGUCAACUCAAGUUCCGGAAAUACCCUCGACCCAAAACCCACUAAAGCUGCUUCAGAAGCAACUACCCUUAUCGGGCUCUUGCAGAAGAUUAGCUCCAAAUUCAAGAAAGCUUUUCGUGAAAUGUUGGAACGCAAAGCUUCUGCUCAUCCAUUUGAAAACAUCCAGUCGUUGUUGCCUCCAAAUUCGUGGCUUGGAUUGCAUCCUGUUCCUGAUCAUAGACGUGAUGCAGCUAGAGCAGAGAAUUCACUUACUCUUUCCUUUGGGAGCGAGUUAAUCGGGAUGCAAAGAGACUGGAAUGAGGAAUUGCAAUCUUGUAGAGAGUUUCCUCAUGCAAGCCCUCAAGAAAGAAUCUUGAGAGAUAGAGCCCUGUAUAAGGUUUCUUCUGAUUUUGUUGAUGCUGCAAUAAGUGGUGCUAUUGGAGUCAUCAGCAGAUGCAUCCCACCAAUUAAUCCAACCGAUCCAGAAUGCUUUCACAUGUAUGUUCACAACAACAUAUUCUUCAGUUUUGCUGUUGAUGCGGAUCUUGAGCAGUUGUCGAGGAAGCAAUCAUCAGAUUCCACCUUGGUGAAAUCAUCUGCUGUUAAUGGGGAGAAUCAUAAUCAUAGCCUCAAUGGUGUUGUGGAUGUGCAAUCUGAGGCACAGCUGGCAGAGAGUGAACAAGCCACAUAUGCCUCUUCAAACAAUGAUCUAAAAGGCACAAAAGCUUACCAAGAAGCCGAUGUUCCUGGAUUGUAUAAUCUUGCUAUGGCCAUUGUUGACUAUAGAGGUCAUAGAGUAGUAGCACAGAGUGUUCUACCUGGAAUUUUACAAGGUGAUAAAUCAGAUUCGCUUCUGUAUGGGUCUGUUGACAAUGGCAAGAAGAUCUGCUGGAAUCAAGAUUUUCAUUCCAAGGUACUCGAAGCUUCAAAACGCCUGCGGGUGAAGGAACACAGUGUUGUUGAUGGAUCAGGAAAUGUGUUCCAGAUAGCUGCACCAGUUGAAUGCAAGGGCAUUGUCGGAAGUGAUGAUAGGCACUAUCUCCUGGACCUGAUGAGAGUCACUCCUCGUGAUGCAAAUUAUACAGGAACAAAUUCCAAGUUCUGUAUACUGAGACCCGAAUUAAUCACUGCCUUUUGCCAGGCUGAGGCAGCAAAGAGUUCAAAAUCUAAGGGUGAGCCACAGGAAAAGGAAAAACUUGCAUCUCCAAAAGUUGAUACUACUGUUGUUGAACAAGAUCAAACCGAGACAGCCGAAACCUCUGAUGUUAAACUGCAUGAGUCAGAAGAGGAUAAAACAGUGAUUGAAGAAUCUGGUUCUAAGACUGGUGACGUGGCGGUGGAGGAGGAUAUAAGGUUUAACCCUAAUGUAUUUACAGAAUUCAAACUGGCUGGGAGUCCUGAGGAUAUUGCUGCUGAUGAAGAAAGUGUACGGAAGGUGAGUUCAUAUCUCAAGGAGGUUGUGCUUCCAAAAUUUAUACAAGAUCUCUGCACACUUGAAGUUUCACCAAUGGACGGCCAGACGCUCACUGAAGCACUGCAUGCGCAUGGAAUUAACCUUCGCUAUAUCGGCAAAGUAGCUGAUGGUACGAAGCACUUGCCUCAUUUAUGGGAUCUUUGUUCCAAUGAGAUCAUUGUUAGAUGUGCAAAACACAUCCUCAAGGACGUGCUGAGAGAUACAGCAGAUCAUGAUAUCGGACAUGCAGUUGCUCAUUUCUUCAAUUGUCUAUUUGGAGACUGUCAGGCGGUUUCUGUUUCUGGAAAAGCCGUUGCUAAUAAUACACAGUCCAAAAAUCAGAAGAAGGAGGUAGCCUCAGGAAAAUCCACAAAAAGGUCGAAAGUUGGAGGUGCUGCUAGUAGUAGCAGCAGUAGAAAACAAGCAUCCUGCAUGAGUCUUAGUUCUGAAAGCUUGUGGGCUGAUAUUCUUGAAUUUGCCGAAGUUAAAUACCAGUUUGAAUUGCCAGAGGAUGCAAGGUCACGUGUGAAGAAGGUUUCAGUUAUCCGCAACAUUUGCCUCAAGGUGGGGGUAACCAUAGCUGCUAAAAAGUACGAUCUGAGUGCAGGAACACCUUUCCAAACAUCAGAUAUUUUGAGUCUUCAACCUGUGGUCAAACACUCAAUACCCGUAUGUUCAGAAGCAAAAGAGCUCGUGGAAACAGGAAAGGUCCAGUUGGCAGAGGGAAUGCUUAACGAAGCCUACACUUUAUUUACGGAAGCAUUUACAAUACUUCAACAGGUGACGGGUCCAAUGCAUCGUGAGGUUGCUAAUUGCUGCCGUUAUCUUGCAAUGGUUCUUUAUCAUGCCGGAGACAUGGCUGCAGCCAUUAUGCAGCAGCAUAAGGAACUUAUUAUAAAUGAGCGCUGCCUUGGGCUUGACCACCCUGACACAGCUCACAGCUACGGGAACAUGGCCCUAUUCUAUCACGGACUGAACCAAUCAGAACUGGCGUUGCGCCACAUGUCGCGUGCCCUGCUUCUAUUAAGCUUAUCAUCUGGGCCAGAUCACCCUGAUGUUGCAGCAACUUACAUUAAUGUUGCAAUGAUGUAUCAAGACAUUGGGAAAAUGAACACAGCUCUUCGUUAUCUACAAGAAGCAUUGAAAAAGAAUGAGAGGCUUUUAGGAGAGGAACAUAUCCAGACUGCUGUCUGCUAUCAUGCACUUGCAAUUGCUUUCAACUGUGUUGGAGCCUACAAGCUCUCUCAUCAGCAUGAGAAGAAGACAUAUGACAUACUUGUGAAGCAACUUGGAGAGGAUGACUUGAGGACUCGCGACUCCCACAACUGGAUGAAAACUUUUAAAGUGCGCGAGGCGCAGAUGACUGCACAAAAGCAGAAAGGGCAAGCUGUGAAUGCGGUUUCAGCUCAGGCAGCAAUUGAUCUGUUAAAGGCUCACCCUGAUUUGAUACAAGCAUUCCAGGCCGCCUCCGCUGGAGGAGCUUCCGGCAGCGCCAACAACACCACAGUUCCUGGCGAAAACUUCCCUCGUGGUGGUGGUGGUAGAGGCGUGGACGAAAGAUCCGCCCGUGCAGUGGCGGAGGCCAGGAAGAAAGCCGCUGCCAGAGGUCUAUUAAUCCGGCCGCACGGUGUCCCUGUCCCGGCUAUGCCACCACUCACCCAACUCCUCAACAUCAUCAACUCUGGUAUGACACCGGAAAACACCACCGGAGAUGAUGCCAACACCAACACCAACGGAGCCGUGGUGGUGGAAACCACCACCCCGGUUGGGUUAGGUCCAGGGUUAGGCGCCUUGGACCCUAAGAAAAACAAGCAGACUGCUACUACUACUACUGCCACCAAGUAAAACUCUACUACUAGAUCAUUUUUCUAACGUUUUACUCGACACUAGCCUGGGACUGUCUGGGAGUAUGUUGGAUUUGAGGGGUUUUUGACUAUUUCAUUAUCAUUAUUUUUUUUUCAAUAAUUAUUGGCCAAUCAAACUAUAAUAGGAUGGGUGGGUGACUGGGUGUUAGUUGUAUUUUUGGCGAUUGUGUCAGUCGGUGACUACGACACGCAUGUAAAACUAAAACUAGUGCUUGGAUCAUGUUUUAAUUUAGCGUCGCAACUCGCUAUGGAUUUUUGCCAAAUCUUACUUUUGCUUGCAUCUUGUUAAUCACUCUAAUUUUUUCUUAUUUUUCCCCAAAAACGUGUAAAUUAUGUAC